Messenger RNA from Saccostrea echinata, 1756 nucleotides. RefSeq names its product arylsulfatase B-like. NCBI's taxonomy places the organism in Eukaryota, Metazoa, Mollusca, Bivalvia, Ostreida, Ostreidae. The record is from RefSeq and is a predicted model, not a curated record. The transcript has 8 exons. The coding region runs from base 1 to 1500 and encodes 499 amino acids.
AUGAAAACAUUAAAUGUGUGCAAUACUCUGGUUUUUCUAUCAAUUACCUGCUUUGUGAAAAGCCAGAGUACAAAACCACACAUUUUACUCGUGAUAGCAGAUGAUUUUGGUUACAACGACAUCGGGUAUCAUGGCUCUGAGAUAAAAACACCGAACUUGGAUAAACUUGCCGGAGAGGGAAUCAAAUUGGAGAAUUAUUACGUGCAGCCAAUAUGUACUCCUACCAGAAGUCAACUGAUGUCUGGACGCUAUCAGAUUCACACUGGUCUUCAGCACGGAGUUAUUAUGUCUUCACAACCUAACGGAUUGCCCCUUGAUGAAACAAUACUUCCUCAAAAGCUGAAGGAAGUGGGAUAUGCAACACAUGCUGUUGGAAAGUGGCACUUAGGAUUUUACAAAAAAGAAUUUUUACCAACAAACAGGGGAUUUGAUUCAUAUUUUGGUUAUCUAUCAGGGGCUGAGGACUAUUUUACACAUAUAACAUGUGGUGGUCCCAGAAGUGUGCACAUGUGUGGCACAGAUUUGCGUGACAAUACAGCACCCGCCAACUAUUCUGGACAAUAUUCAGCUCAUUUAUUUGCCCAGAAAGCAACUGACGUUGUCAAAAAUCACAAUACAGACCAACCUCUAUUCCUCUACCUACCUUUCCAAUCCGUACAUUCACCCCUUGAGGUACCCGAGAAGUACAUAAAGCCAUAUAUGCACAUCCAAGACAAAGACAGAAGGACUUAUGCAGGUAUGGUGUCUGCUAUGGAUGAGGCUAUAGGGAACCUUACGGAGGUUUUGAAGCAGAAGGGGAUGUGGGAAAACACUCUGAUGGUGUUUUCUACAGAUAACGGGGGACAAAUCCAUGCUGGAGGAAACAACUAUCCUCUUAGAGGAUGGAAAGACUCUCUCUGGGAGGGAGGAAUGCAUGGAGUAGGAUUUGUACAUGGUCAGAUGUUGAAAAGGAAAGGGGUCGUCUCAAGAGACCUAAUUCAUGUCUCAGACUGGUUCCCCACACUUGUGUCGGUGGUUGGUGGUAAUCUAAAUGGAACAAAACCAUUGGAUGGAGUGGAUCAGUGGAAAACUAUAAGUGAGGGUAUACCAAACAGCCAAAGAGAGGUUAUAUUGCAUAACAUAGACCCGCUGUACAAUCCUGUUGGAGACCGGGUGCCCAACAGUCCAUUUGAUAACAGAAUACGAGCAGCAGUUAGGAAGGGGGAUUGGAAAUUGAUAACAGGUUUUCCCGGAAAUGGUAGUUGGGUUCCUCCACCCCACAUGAAAUCAGCAUUAACCCAAACAGACAGCAAUUCCGCUGUAAAGAAUCUGUGGCUCUUCAACAUUACUGCUGAUCCCAACGAACAUAACGAUUUAUCCGACUCUAUGCCUACUGUGGUGAUGGAGAUGCUGGACCUGCUUGCUCAGUAUAACAAAACAGCCGUACCCUGCAGGUUUCCAAAACCGGAUCCAAAGUCUGACCCUAAGUACCAUGGGGGAUACUGGGGUCCUUGGAUGUGAUAGAAGAUAAAUGUGGAAAUUGAUUUUAAUGUUCCUUUACAUGUAUUUACAUAUACCUAUAAAAUCACAUAUUUUCUUACGGUCAAAUUUUCGUUGUUUGAGGGAAAAGUAUGGGUUCAUGGGGAUUUGAUUUCGUAGAUGAAGAAUUGUUGAAUAAUUAUGUAUAUGGCAUUUUGCAUUUCGUGGUGGACAUUGAUUCCUGUGUCUUUUUAUACGUCGAAAACAACGAAAAUUAGUGAUUUCACAGUAUGUAUAC